Vombatus ursinus (common wombat) is the source of this 3010-nucleotide messenger RNA. It is a transcript of the gene CCDC74B, whose product is annotated as coiled-coil domain containing 74B. NCBI's taxonomy places the organism in Eukaryota, Metazoa, Chordata, Mammalia, Diprotodontia, Vombatidae. The coding region runs from base 1 to 1749 and encodes 582 amino acids. The record is from RefSeq and is a predicted model, not a curated record. The transcript is spliced from 10 exons.
AUGAAGACUCCGUCCCACCCUCCAAUCAAUUCUCACGUCCUCAGAAGUUCAGCCAAUGGGAGUUCGACUCGCUCCCACCGCCUCAGCACGCUGCUGAAGCCCAGCCAAUCGGAGCCAGCCUCCGUGCGCUCUAGGCGGCCCAGCCAAUGGGAGCUCGGCUCGCGACCCGGGGCAGUGACCAUGCAGCGGCCGAGAAGCCGAUCAGGGUUUGUCCGGGAGCUGAGGACGUGGGCGAAGCGGCCCGGGGCGGUCGCGGUCGCGGUCGCGGCAGUGCGGAGCGGGGCGGUCCGCUGGGCCAGGGGCGAGCCCCGCGGGCGGCCCGCGUGUGAGGGCCCGGGGCUGGCAGACAGGCCCGGCUCGGCGGCUGGCCCGAGCCGGCUGCGGGUCCUGUCGAUGGCGCCGCCGCAGCCGCCCAGCCCCGGGCCGCCCCUGGGGCUCUUGGACAUCGGCCCCGCGCCCGUGGUGAUGGCGCCGCCCGCGGCCCUGCCCGGCCUGGCCAGGACGCCCGAGCUGCAGAAGCGCGUGCUGGACCUGGAGAAGAGCCUGCAGUUCGUGCAGCAGCAGCACGCGGACACCCUGCUGGGCCUGCACGCCGAGGUGGAUCGGCUGCGCCGGGACAACCGCGAUCUUCACUAUAAACUCAUAAUGAAUCAGAAGCUGCAGCGGAAAGGUGUGACCUCUUCCAGCUCCCAUUUUCUCAAGUCCAGCUCCGGUGUGGUGCCCGCAGGUUGCUCAUCGUCCAAAGCCAAACACUCAUUUUGCUGCCCAAAGAGACACGAGGUGGGGGAGUCUGGAGAAGAGAAGCAGGGCCCCAGCAUCAGGAUGGAGAAAGGCCCAGCCGGCCUCCCUCCCAUGAGGGAGAAGCAAAGAGCAGUGUCUUGGCAGUGUCAGGAGAGCAGAGGCCCCUCACACUCGGGGCUGGUCGCUGCCUCAGCGCUUCCCAGCUGUCCGUACGGGGGUGCCUCAGUCCUUAGCUUCGAGGCUACUUGGGGGUUUUACAAAAGUCUUGCUCAGUGCCAGGCACUGUGCCAAGCACUGGGGACACAGAGAAAGGUAAAAGGCAGUGCCUGCCCACAAGGAGCUCCCAGUCGAAUGGGGGAUGUACUCUCAGGCUCUAGACGGGAGAAUCUGGAGAGGUCUACAAAGGGGAGGCGCUUGCGUUUCUGCCUUCAGCAUUUGGCUUUCCUGGCACAUGGAGACCCUCCGAUGCCCCCGGGAAUUGCUUGUCUGAGAGGAUGUGCUGCCUGCACCAAAUGGAAACAUGCCCUUGGUUGGUUGGUGUGUUUUAGAGCAGAAGACAUGGAAGCGUCACCUUCCAUGCUGAUCCCCGUAAUGUCCUGCCAGCCCCAGCUCAAACACAUCCUGGGGAUCACGUCCUCGCUGAAGCUACCCCCACACAUGCGGAAGCUGUCCACCGUUCAGCAGUGUGAGCUGGUCAUUCGGCAGCUGUGGAAUGCCAACCACCUGCAGGCACAAGAGCUGCAACACCUGAAGUCCGUCCUGGAAGACAGCACCCGACAGGCAGCCGAAGGCCCUCCAGCCAACCAUUCCAAGCAUCAGGAAGGUGUGCAGUUUCCCAAAGUUGCUGAUAAGAGUGCAGCCAAAAAAUGUUUGAUCCUGGCUCCGAUACCUGAGGCAGAGAGAGCAGUCUUGCCCGCCCUGAAGCAGACCUUGACAAACAGCUUUGCUGAGAGACAGAAGAGAAUGCAGGCUAUCCAGAGCCGCCGUCUCCACCGCAUGGUCCUGUAGCCGGCACCAGGCUGGUGUGGACGGGGGCCGGGGGCCGGGGAGUGGGAGCACGAGCACGUCGGGGCAGCAGCCGGAGCAGAUGCCUUCCAAGGCCAGGUCACAUGGGCAGCGCUUCUCACCUUGACCUCUGACCUUCAGGUUCUCUUCAGUGAGAUGGUGUCAAUGCUUCCUUCUUGGCCUCAUGAGUCUGACCGCUGCCAUUCUCCCCAAAACACACGCUAACACAAAAAUGAAUUAGGAAAUUACUUUUUCCCUACCAGCUAGAGAUUGUUGAGUUAAAUCUCCUUUAUCUACAUUCCUUGUGUUGUGUUCCUUCGUAAGUCACUUCAUGAAUUGGUCUUAAGUUUUGGGGGGUGCCCCUGCUACCUCCAUGGACUCUGGCAUCCCCAGGUCCAGGUAACCCUCCCAUUCUGUUGCCGAGUCUGCUUUGUGGCCCUGCUGACUGUUAGGAGCUGUGCCCCCAAGUCCACCCAUAGAGCUCCCGUCUAUACGACAGUGUGAAGGUGGGCCAUAGGUCACUCUUUCAUUUGGCCGGUAUAAAACCAGAGGGUGGCAUCAAAAACAUUUUUCAAAGCCCCUGUCAUGGUCCAGGCAAGCUCGACAGGUCUGGGGUGCAACUUGGCCACAGAUCCAGCCUGUCAUUCCAGCCUGAGGAGGGCAUGAGGCGAUGGCUGCUCGGGCAGGGGGAUGCUCCAUCAGAGCCAUUCUUAAAUAUGGGGCAACUCUGGCCAGUGGCUCUGGUCUGCUAGACUUCUUCCGCAGCUCCUGAUUUUUGGGGAGCAGCUUUUGGCUGCGCUAAGGAACCCUGACCCAACUGAACCUGUCAGGAGAGCCUCCCUAAGCCUCUUCUUAAACCCCUCACCCCGCUCUACAGAGUCAUGAGGUUUUACCAGGCCCAACUGACGAGCAGGCCCGGGGAGCCCACGGAGGGCAGUCCAGGCCCCGGGGUUCCUGCCCAUCCCCAGUGGUUCUGAGCCUAGGCUUGGGUGGCACCUUUCUUCCAAGAGGCGGUGUCUGGAGGCUAUUCCUUGGCAUUCUUCCACCUUGACCUUGCUCUUCCUGACCACACAAACUACCUCUUAACAAAGAGGGUCUUCCUUUUGCUUUUUCCCCUUCCUCUCUCUGAACUGGACGAUUAUGUUUCUGAGGGACGAAUUUAGUUGGACAAAUGUCUAGACAUGAGGCACUGUGCCACGGUGUUGUUUUGUUUUUGUCAUGUCCGACUCUUUGUGAUCCCAUUUGGGGUUUUCUGGGCAAAGAU